Molecule: messenger RNA, 1263 nt
Organism: Didymodactylos carnosus
Lineage: Eukaryota; Metazoa; Rotifera; Eurotatoria; Philodinida; Philodinidae
Source: the annotation of a GenBank genome assembly
AUGACAUCCAGGUACGUCUACAAUUAUGGCGGCAUCCGGACGCCGUCAUUCCGUCCAAAAGUGAGAUUUUCCGUAGUCCAUUUUCAUGUACCUGACACGGCGUCCUAUCGUAUCGUUGGACGCUCGUCUGUGCUGAGCAUCCAGACGGCCGUCUUGAAAGGAUCCUUUUGUGAUGAGAUGCUUUACACAAAAAGCAACAGCUAUCAGUACAAGACGGGCGUUCAGACUAUCGUCCUAAUGCGUCAUUUUUUGCGGGGCGCGGACGCCGUCAUCCCAUCCAAAAGUGAGACUUUCAGUAGUCCGUUUGAGACCUUGGACGGGCGUCCUAGGGCUCAAACAGACUGCGGUUUUUACCCGUCUUUUGUUAACCCAAGUUAUAUUUGAAAAUUAGGAGUUACAGCACUAGAAACAAACUUAAUACAAAAAGUGUUUAAAUCGCGAAAGAUACUUAAAAAGCACUAAGAGUACAUGCAUUUGUACUUUAUGAUCGAAAAGGUCGAGAAUAUCUUUUCUAGGUAGAGACAGUUAAAUGUACAAGUAAAUAUAAUUUAUAUCAUUUCAUUUUUUUAUAAUAUUUGCUUAAAUCUACUUUAUUAUUCUUUGUAUGACAUUUAUUUAAACUGAUUAUCCUACUUAAAUGUUAUAUACCAUUUAAGUUAUGUUUAACUAUGUGCUGCCUCAGCACAUAGUCUUUUUCUUCACAAGAGUAUUUUUUAACCUUUGUUUAUACAUUUUAUGGAGCUUAAAAAAUAUGAGAUUACGCUGUGAGUGCAAGCAUUUUAAAAACGCUACUUUUCUUAGUUGAUCUAGAGUUUCAUAGAAGAACUAUAUCUUAAAGGUAAGCUGAAUCGUGUAUAAGCAUAGAAUCGUUCGAGAGUUUAAUGUUUAUGUAAACGUGUUACUCAAAUGAAUAGCUGUUACGAUUUUAAAAGAACACCGGCUGAUAAGAAAACUUUUAUGUAACUAAGAAUUCCUAUAUGGAUGUGUACAUCCGACAUUGUGCUAUAUUUCGCUUUCUCCCAAAUGGCUUGCUUACUAGAUAAUUUUCAACUCUGCGAUUUUGAUAUCGCGUUAGUAAAAUCAUUCGAGGCCAAAAACAGCUCAUGGCUAAAGCUUUAUUUUAGUCUCAUUUUGGGCAGAAAGGAGGAGGGCGGAUAAGGUAGGUUUCCCGCACCCAAUGGAAUUGCAUUUUUUCUAUCAGAAACAUGUCAGGGGAUUAUUUGAAACAUUUUGUACCACUUAGUUUUUCAAAAUUUUUUUGGA